Messenger RNA from Nannochloropsis gaditana CCMP526, 591 nucleotides. It is a transcript of the gene FEN1, whose product is annotated as flap endonuclease-1. The coding region runs from base 10 to 591 and encodes 193 amino acids. Gene Ontology annotation, molecular function: 5'-flap endonuclease activity; 5'-3' exonuclease activity. The record is from RefSeq and is a predicted model, not a curated record. The transcript is spliced from 7 exons.
GGAUAAACCAUGGGAAUCAAGGGUUUGACCAAACUCAUAGCAGACGAGGCUCCGGAAGCUAUCAAAGAGCACAAGGUAGAGCACUACAAUGGACGCACUGUCGCUGUGGACGCCUCCAUGGCAAUAUACCAAUUUCUGAUUGCCAUUCGUCAUGGCAGCGGUGGGGCGGCCGCCUCGCAGCUCACAAAUGAAGCGGGGGAGGUGACCUCCCACAUUCAAGGCCUUUUCAAUCGAACCAUCCGCAUGCUAGCAUCGGGCAUCAAGCCCGUCUUUGUCUUUGACGGGAAGCCUCCCACCUUGAAGGGUGGGGAACUUGAUAAGCGCCGGGAGAAGCGAGAGAAGGCGGAGUCCGAGCUUAAAAAGGCUCAAGAGGAAGCGAACGUGGAGGAGCAAGACCGACAGAGCAAGCGGCUGGUGCGGGCGGGCAAGAAGGAAUCAGCCGACUGCAAGAAGCUUUUGGAGCUCAUGGGCGUCCCCUGGUUGGAGGCCCCCUGUGAGGCGGAAGCUCAAUGUGCUGCCCUGGCCAAGGCAAGACUCGACCUUUUUUUAUUGUUUCCUCCUCUUGACGUGCUUAUCGACUUCUCGCGGUGA